Molecule: messenger RNA, 644 nt
Organism: Cataglyphis hispanica
Lineage: Eukaryota; Metazoa; Arthropoda; Insecta; Hymenoptera; Formicidae
Exons: 5
Coding region: 32-643 (203 amino acids)
Source: RefSeq, a predicted model, not a curated record
AGGUUGUAAUAAUGAAGAGUUUUUCCGAGUGAUGAGAGCGCAUUAUCGGAUUAUGGCUGAAGCUGAGAGAUUCAAUUCGAUUAUUUCUGAGUCGCGCGCGAGUCUCGAUUAUAUCAGCUCGAAGGUAUCCCAGGGAAUGGAUCAGAUGAAGGAGGACAUCGCUAAAGAAUUAUUUAUUACCGAUCAUUUAACGAAGCUCAGUUCGAAAAUAGGAUUGCUGCUGCAACGUUAUUCCGAGUUGGAGGAAGGAUUGAUCGAGUUGGUGCGAAUGGAUCACAACACCAAGAAUGUACGGAUCGAGACACCAGCCGACAUCAACGAGGAAGUCAAGAACAUCCUCAUGGCGACGAGGAAGAAACAAUCUCAACAACAGCAACAACAAUCCGACCGUCCGCGAACGCCGAGGAAAUUGCGGAUAUCGACGAAUACUUCCAUAGGAAAUAAGGAGCCACAUAAUCCAAUCGUCGGUUCAAAGUUUCUCGUAUCGCCGUCAUAUAACAUUGCCGAUCUCUCAAAUGUAACAACAUCCGAGAGGCCGCGUACGCCCGCUUAUCCGGAAGUACAAUUACUGAACGAUCAGAGAAAUCCGGAAACUUAUGCAAAACCCAUUGGCUUCCGGCCGUCCUGGAAAUGCGAAGCUUAAA